Zingiber officinale is the source of this 4069-nucleotide messenger RNA. RefSeq names its product pre-mRNA-splicing factor ATP-dependent RNA helicase DEAH1-like. The record is from RefSeq and is a predicted model, not a curated record. Bases 521 to 3655 code for a protein of 1044 amino acids. NCBI's taxonomy places the organism in Eukaryota, Viridiplantae, Streptophyta, Magnoliopsida, Zingiberales, Zingiberaceae. Gene Ontology annotation, cellular component: catalytic step 2 spliceosome; intracellular anatomical structure. The transcript has 28 exons. Gene Ontology annotation, molecular function: RNA binding; ATP hydrolysis activity.
GGGCGUCCGUCAAGCUGGAUGCAGAGGUUUGCUCUCUGCUGCGCUUCUUCCGAACGGCCUCUCCCCGCCGCCGGGAUCUUCGUCUCCGAUCCCAACCGAGUUCCUUCCGGCACCUGCUCAUCCUCGGCUCGCACCGGCGUUCCCCGAACUCUCUCCUGGCAUCCUCUCUCCCAACCCUUAAUUUGGACAACCCUACUGAUCCACUACCCUUUCAUUUUCGUUGCUCCGGUGAAAGAGCGGGACUUCGUCCCUUUCUUACCACACUCGCCACCAGGCUAACUCCUCUUCCAUCUGCCUGCAUCACUUCGUUCACCUUUCCUCUCCGGUCCUGUAAAGCCGUAGGGCUUCCGUCGUCGACGCACCUUCGCGAUCACUACCUGCUGCCCGUCGCCCUAACUCCACUCCCAGUUGCAAACGUAGAUCCACGUUCUCCCGAUCCUUAACAGGAACCCAUUGUUGAUUGCUCAGUUAGAGUUAACAUUGAUUGACUUAGAAUUUGCGUCUGGAGAAGCAGAGGAAGAUGGCAGAUGAAAGCUAUUUGAAGACCUGGGUCUCAGACAAGCUAAUUUCUCUGAUAGGUUACUCCAAAAGUGUUGCUGUACAAUAUGUUAUUAGAUUAUCCAAGGAGUCAUCUUCUCCUGCUGAUCUUGUGCGUAAGCUUGUGGAGUUUGGUUUUUCUUCAUCAACAGAAACCCGUUCUUUUGCCGAGGAUAUGUAUGCCAAGGUUCCACAUAAGCAAGCUGGUCCUAGUAACUAUCAGAGGGCUGAGAAAGAAGCAUCUCAAUAUGCAAAGAAGCAAAGGGCUUACAAACUUCUGGAUGAUGAUGAUGAUGGUGACACAGGGAUGAUAACACCAGCUACUGUAUCUUCUGAGGGAAAGUUGGAUUCUCGUCAAAAGCAUUUUAGAAAGAAGAGGAAGAUUGAUGAUGAUGAAGAUAAUGAGGAUAGACAUGAGGGACACGUCCAACAUGUUCAAAACCAGACAUCAAAAAUCGACGAAGAUGAUGAUGAUUCAGAAGAAGAGAGGAGGCGAGAUCAAGAAGAAAGAGCACAAUUAGAGAGGAAUAUCAGAGAGCGAGAUGCAGCUGGGACACGAAAGUUAAUGGAGCCAAAAUUGACAAAGGAGGAGAAAGAGGAACAAAUUCGGAGGUCAAAGGCUCUUGAGGAUAAUGAUACUUUGGAAUUAAGGAAAGUUUCGAGGCAAGUAUAUUUACAGAAAAGGAGGGACCAGAAGCUCUUGGAACUCAAGGAUGAGAUUGUUGAUCAUGAAUAUAUAUUUGAGGGUGUUAAACUGACUGAAGCAGAAGAAAGCCAACACAGGUUCAAAAAAAAAAUUUAUGAACUCGCAUCAGAGCACAUAGAGGAUGUGGAUGACAUCAAUGAGUAUAGGAUGCCUGAGGCAUAUGACCAAGAAGGAGGUGUAAAUCAAGAGAAAAGAUUUGCUGCAGCUAUCCAUAGAUACAGAGAUCCUGGUGCUGGAGAUAAGAUGGACCCUUUUGCUGAACAGGAAGCAUGGGAAAACUAUCAAAGUGGGAAGGGAACUUUAAAAUAUGGUUCGAGGAACAAGCAAGCUCCUGCUGACUAUGAGUUUGUCUUAGAAGAUGGUAUUGACUUCAUCAAGGAGUCCAUUAUGGAUGGAGUCAAUUUUGAAGAUGAAAUGUCUUCUGAGAAACCUGAUGAUUCAACUGCAAAGAAUGCAUUGCAAAAACUUCAAGAAGAGAGACAGACUCUGCCAAUUUACCCUUAUAGGGAUGAAUUGCUCCAAGCUAUUCAUGACCAUCAGGUCAUGGUCAUUGUUGGAGAAACAGGUUCCGGUAAAACAACUCAAAUACCACAGUAUUUACAUGAGGCGGGAUAUACAAAACACGGAUUGGUUGGUUGUACUCAGCCACGGCGUGUUGCAGCCAUGAGUGUGGCUGCAAGGGUUUCUCAGGAGAUGGGGGUCAAACUUGGGCAUGAGGUUGGAUAUUCAAUUCGAUUUGAAGAUUGUACAUCAGAAAAGACUAUUCUCAAAUAUAUGACUGAUGGAAUGUUGCUCAGGGAAUUCCUUAGUGAACCUGACUUGGCUAGCUACAGUGUUAUAAUGGUUGAUGAGGCGCAUGAGCGAACUCUGUCAACAGACAUCUUGUUUGGAUUGGUAAAGGAUAUAACUCGUUUCCGCAAAGAUCUUAAGCUCCUUAUAUCAAGUGCAACACUGGAUGCUGAAAAAUUCAGUGAUUACUUUGAUUCUGCCCCAAUUUUCAAGAUACCAGGGAGACGAUUUCCUGUAACAAUAAAUUUCACAAAAGCACCGGAAGCUGAUUAUAUAGAUGCUGCCAUUGUCACAGUACUUCAGAUACAUGUAACUCAACCCCCUGGGGAUAUUCUUGUAUUUCUUACAGGUCAGGAGGAAAUUGAAACGAUUGAUGAAAUACUUAAGCACAGGACAAGGGGCUUAGGUACAAAGAUAGCAGAACUAAUAAUAUGCCCCAUUUAUGCAAACCUUCCUACUGAGCUCCAGGCAAAAAUAUUUGAACCUACUCCAGAUGGUGCUCGUAAAGUUGUGUUGGCUACUAACAUUGCAGAAACGUCCCUUACAAUUGAUGGCAUAAAGUAUGUCGUGGAUCCUGGAUUUUGUAAAAUAAAAUCAUACAAUCCACGAACUGGUAUGGAAUCAUUGUUAAUAAAUCCAAUCUCAAAAGCAUCAGCGAUGCAAAGGGCUGGAAGAUCUGGACGUACUGGCCCUGGAAUGUGUUUCCGUCUUUACACUGCAUAUAAUUUUCAGCAUGAUCUGGAUGAUAAUACUGUACCAGAAAUUCAAAGAACAAACCUUGCUAAUGUCGUACUGACACUGAAAAGUCUGGGGAUCAAUGAUUUGGUAAAUUUUGACUUCAUGGAUCCUCCACCCUCAGAGGCAUUGCUAAAGGCCCUGGAACAACUUUAUGCUCUCAAUGCAUUAAACAGCCUUGGUGAAUUGACUAAGACUGGAAGGAGGAUGGCAGAGUUUCCACUAGAUCCCAUGCUGUCGAAAACGAUUGUUGCUUCAGAGAAGUACAAGUGCUCUGAAGAGGCUAUAACUAUUGCCUCAAUGCUUUCUAUUGGUAAUUCAAUAUUUUAUCGUCCGAAGGACAAACAAGUGCAUGCAGAUAAUGCUAGGAUGAAUUUUCAUACUGGGAAUGUUGGGGAUCAUAUUGCCUUGCUUAAUGUUUACAAUUCUUGGAAGGAAACUAACUACUCAACCCAGUGGUGCUAUGAGAACUAUAUUCAGGUCCGUAGUAUGAAGCGGGCAAGGGAUAUCAGAGAUCAAUUGGAAGGUCUCUUAGAAAGGGUUGAGAUUGAACCAACUUCAAACCUGAGCGACCUAGAUGCAGUGAAGAAGGCCAUAACUUCAGGAUUCUUCCACCAUUCAGCAAAACUGCAAAAAACUGGUGCGUACAAAACAGUCAAAAAUCCUCAAACGGUGCAUAUUCAUCCAAGCUCUGGUCUCGCAGAGGUGCUACCACGCUGGGUCAUUUACCAUGAACUUGUACUUACAACGAAAGAGUAUAUGCGACAGGUCACAGAAUUGAAACCGGAUUGGUUGAUAGAAAUUGCUCCGCAUUAUUAUCAGAUGAAGGAUGUUGAAGAUGCCUCAACAACGAAAAUGCCUCGUGGAAAAGGGCUAGCAGCAGAUUAAAUACUAGGUGGCUGAGCCAUGGAAGAUGUUCAUCUGAGAGGGAAACACCAGCUUCUUUUCUGCAGAUGGUUUCCCUUAAACUUGGCAUGCUGUCCUUUAUUGCAAGAGAAGAAGAGUAAUCCCUCUCCUUCAUACCGAGUUUGUGUACAUACAGAUGCAAAAAUUUGUCUGAUAAGUCACCACUAUGCAGAAGAUAGAAUAUUAUGUAGAAGUUGAGGCAUGUAAUUAAUAUUGAUCAUGUUGAGCUCUGAUUUCAUAGAUUAUAGCUAACUUGGAGCUAGUGUUUAGGGAUUGACAAAUUUUGGUAGUAUUUACUGCUGUAGAUUGUUCUUUUUUUUUUUUUUUUUUAAAAGGUUCGAUGAGCAGUCUGUAACAAGUUAUGCAAUCAAAGCUAUGGUUUAUUGUUGACUAGUU